Molecule: messenger RNA, 2918 nt
Organism: Patella vulgata (common limpet)
Lineage: Eukaryota; Metazoa; Mollusca; Gastropoda; Patellidae
Product: mitochondrial outer membrane protein SLC25A46
Exons: 10
Coding region: 88-1362 (424 amino acids)
Biological process (GO): mitochondrial membrane fission; mitochondrial fission
Cellular component (GO): mitochondrial outer membrane
Source: RefSeq, a predicted model, not a curated record
CCAAAUAGUUCAACGGGAGGUAACUCCAAAUGAAAAACGUCAUUGUUUAUUUUCAAAGUGACAUCGAAGAAUGAUGAAAAUGUUUAGAUGGGUACAAAUGUAAUGCAGGACGGUUUACCAAUGAGUGACAGAUAUUCUCCAAACUAUUCCCCAAAUUAUUCUCCCCGACGUUAUCAACAAGAUGAAGAUUAUGAUCGAUUUCGACAAUCUCUUGAAGCCGAACAACCAAAAACGGUUCCAUCGCAACCGGAUCAAGUACAAAAGGCUGCUGGAUUUGCAAUAGGUCUUUCAAGUGUUUUUGCGGAGCAGUUAUUGUCACAUCCUUGUCAAGUAUUGAGGAGACAGUGCCAGGUUCAUCAUAAUGGAGAUUGGUAUCAUUUAACACCUUUUACUUUAAUACAGGUGUUAUUAAACCUCCAUAGACAUCAGGGACUGGGAACUCUAUGGAAAGGAAUUGGUAGUGUUUUUGUUGUUCGAGGCCUAGUGAUGAUUUCAGAUACAGUUAUUAGUGAAUUCACUCCCUUUCCUAAGGAAAUAACCAGACAUAGUAGUAUUAAAAAGAAUUUUGAGCACAUUUUGUUGAAAAGCUUGACAUUUGUGUUGACUACACCUUUUUUUGCAUCAAGUCUCAUAGAGACUCUUCAGAGUGAUAUCGCCAGUGAGAAACCAGGAGUAUUUGAUUGUUUAAAAGAAGGUGUGACCAGAGUAAUGGGAUGGGGAAUGCCACAGACAACACGUUUAUUGCCUAUCUGGAAAUUAGUUUUUCCUACAGCUGUAUUUCGAGUUUCCCAUUAUAUAAUUACAUCUAUAGCUCAGUAUACUGUCGUGUCUUCUAUACGAUCAGAUCAACAAGAAAACACGGAUCAUUCUAUAGAGCAGACGCCAAUGUCCCAGACCCUGUAUGAUCAAUAUUUCCCAGAUUUACUUGGUACAUUUUCUGGUGCCAUCAUAGCAGACGUAACUCUGUAUCCGAUAGAAACGGUUCUAAACAGACUAUAUGUUCAAGGCACACGAACCAUCAUAGAUAAUAUGGAUACUGGGUGUGGUGUAAUACCUAUUAACACAGGCUACGAGGGAUUUAUCGACUGUUUUAGGAGUAUUAUAUUAGAAGAAGGACUACCGGGGCUGUAUCGAGGUUUCGGAGCUCUUGUGUUACAGUAUGCAAUACAUGCAGCCAUUUUAAGAACGGCUCGCUUUCUGUUUGUAAAGUUAACAGACCAGUAUAGACCACAGCUUCCACCACCUUCACCUAAAGUUAAUACCAGUGCUAGUAGCAGCAUUCAUCAUUCUCCUUAUAGUAGACCAAGUACUAGUUCUUAUCCCGGAUAUUACCAAUCCUCCUAUAGAGACCCUUAUCCUUAAAAAUCCUUAAAACAUUAGUAAGCUACACCCCACACGGUAAAACCUCUUGAAAAGUAUUGUUAUACAUAUAACUCUCUCCUAGUCAUCAGAAAUAACAGGCCUUUUUAAAUCUAACUAUCUAACAUUGGUAUUUUUAUUUUCUUUUGUUAAACAUACAUUAUGCAAGAGGUAAAUCUGCCUUUUGCAGGUCUUUCUUUAGGUCUACAAUGUUAUAUAAACUAUUAAAUAGACAAUAAUUAACUUAUCAACACCAUAGUCAACGCUCGAUGCCAUCGCUAGCCUAUGAUAUUUAGCGGAUUGGAAUAUAUUUUUUUGAAAAAUAAUUGAACCUAAAAAUGGAUAAACGAGACUUUGUUAUUUAUUACCCCUACUUUAGUAAUGAUGAUCGAGGCUAGCCUAAUAUUCAAAAAUUAAUAUCUUGGUUCAGAGUGGAGCAAUUUGACUGAAUUUUUCAUCAUAUUCUAUUUACGUUAUCUAUUUUUUAACUAUUAUAGCGAGAACAGUUAACCCUUUAUCUAAUCUCUCAUAAUGCCCCUUUAAGGUAGGGUCAACUUUUAUUACAUCUUAAAUUUUGCUGUGUGGGGCACCCUAACAUUAGUAUAGUAAAUAUGUGAUACACUUUUUACAGGACUUUGUUAUUGUUUAAUAAAUGUGAUAUAAUUUUAUGAGAGUAGUUUAUUUGAAGAUUUAUAAUAUAAUGAAUUAAAUUAUUUAUGUGUGAUUGUGUGGCAGACAUAAUAAUUAAAAUAGACAUUUCUCAAGUGUAGGAAAUGAAGUGUAAGUAUGUUUAUGUUAUAAAUGCCUAGGAUAUGAAUUUAAACUUAUCUUCUUUCCUGUAGUACUCCGUUUUCUUCUCAGUGUUUCAUUUGAUACAGUGGUUUCGAUUGUAUGUGACAAGGAGUAGGGUCGCCUGUCCCACCUCGUGGUGGGUUUUCUCAAGGUCAUCCGGUCUCCUCCCACAGCUAACGACCCCUACCUGCAAGAGAAUUAUUGAAAUACAAUUGAACCAUAUGUUAGGCCCGAAAUGACCUGGUUUGUGUUGAGUGGUUGUUGAACUCUCUCUCCCUUCCUCUCUCUCUCCCACUCUCACUCUGGUUUGUUCAUAAUUGUUAGAUUUACAUGUAUAGUUUGUAUAUAUCUCAGUUGAUUCAAUCUGAUUAAAACACAGAUCCUAUUUCAUUUCGUUUUUUAUAGUUCAAAAUUUCGUUUUACUUGUCUUUACUACACUUGGAUCUGUAAGAGUUGUUAUAUAACACACAUUCUGGAUGAUGUGAGGGAUUAGCCAAUACGGCGAGUUUUAGGCGUGAGGUGCACGGAACUGUGGGUAAGCCACUAUGAACAAAACACUGAUUGGUUAACCAAAUGUCUGACAUCACAGGUCAAAAGCCGCUCGUAAGACCCCUGGCGUGUAGGCCAUCGAAAGUAUAAAAAACGAAACGAAACAUAGAUCUGUAUUAUAAUCGGAUUGCAGUUGAUUGAAUAACUGUAUAGGUUUUUAUAUGGCUGUAUUUGCGAUAUGAAUUUUACAACCAAUAAAUAUAUGAGUCACCUUCAAA